ACCCACCAUAACACCACAAGACGAAGAAGCAGCUAACAGGAAGCCGAAUACAAUAAUGAGGACAGGCGCAGGAAUUGGAAGAGAGUAACGAGUCCAAACGUUGCUCUUUACUGUCGUUACAACUCCCCUUGAUACAGCAUCCUCUUCAUCCUCCUCGCCACAGGAGGAACAAGCAGCCAGCCACCUGUGUAUGAAGACAAGUCACAGGCAGCUAUGUCUUCAGCGGUGGAUCUUAAGACCAAGGAGGAGAAGGAUGCAGAGUUAGACAAACGAAUUGAAGCUCUGAGAAAGAAAAAUGAAGCUCUGGUCAAGAGGUAUCAGGAAAUAGAGGAAGACAAGAAGAAGGCAGAGCAGGAGGGCAUCGCCGUGACAACACCUCGGAAACCCCGCCCCCACGAGCCAGAGACGGACAGGAGGAAGUCGGACAAGGAAAACUUCACUGUCACAGUCGACCUUUCGAAGCAGUCGGGGGACAAGAGAGUCGUGAAUGAUUGGAAAUCCGGAGCGCCUCGUGGCCGGAAGACGUCAGAGGAGAGCGACGGCUACCGAGGAGGGCCAAACGAAGGCCACAGAGGAGAGCCAAACGAUGGUCACAGAGGAGGGCCAAACGAAGGCCACAGAGGAGAGCCAAACGAUGGUCACAGAGGAGGGCCAAACGACGGCCACCGAGAAAGGCCAAAUCACGGCCCCGAGGGCCCAGCGACAGCCACCGAGGAGGGCCAAACGAAGGCCACCGAGGAGGGCCAAACGAAGGCCACCGAGGAGGGCCAAACGAUGGUCACAGAGGAGGGCCAAACGAAGGCCACCGAGGAGGGCCAAAUGAUGGUCACCGAGGAGAGCCAAACGAUGGCCACCGAGGAGAGCCAAAUGAUGGCCACCGAGGAGGGUCAAACGACGGUCACCGAGGGCCCAGCGACGGCCAUAGCCCCCCAAGGAGGAUGGGGUCUGGACAUGAGUCGGGGAAGUCAGAGAGGAGGAGGAGGAGGCCGCCAUGAAAGAAGAGAAUGGGAACCCAGGACACCCAGAGAUGGAGAACCUGGAGAGUCAGUAGCACAUGGACGUAGAGGAGGAAGGAGAGGAAGAGGAGGAGGCGAGGGAAGAGGAAGAGGAGGAGGCGAAGGAAGAGGAGGAGGCGAAGGAAGAGGAGGAGAAGGAGGUGGAGGUGGAGGAGGAGGAGGAGGAGGAGGAGAAGGAGGAGGGACACCAGGUGGCAUGGACAGGAAAUCCAAGGAAUGGGAGGAGAAGAGACGACAGAACAUUGAGAAGAUGAAUGAAGAAAUGGAGAAAAUAGCAGAGUAUGAGAGAGGACAGCGGCAGGAUGGAGACAAGCCGAUCCGAAACUUCCUGGACGACCCGAGACGUUCAGGCCCAGCGCCAGACAUAGACCGCAAGGAGGGCAGCAGGAGACAUGUACGAAACUGGGGAGGACUGGACUUUGAUAACGUGAAGACAGGAGCUGAACUGGAAAAAGAGUGGACCAGUCGAAGGCCCGGACAGAAAGGCUCUAUGGACAUGACCAUGUCAAUGACCGGCCGGGAGAGAGCAGAGUACCUGCGCUGGAAGAAGGAGCGCGAGCAGAUUGACGAGGAGAGACUAGCACGCCAUCGUAACGCCACAGGCCAGUGGAGACGAGAGUGGGACGCACAGAAGACGGAGAACAUGUUCAAGGAGGACCCAUAUGGGGCCUCAGAGGGCAUCACACCCGAGCAAGGCAGCAGGAGAGCCCGGGGGCGUAACUGUCGUACAGAGCCUCGGGGCAGGGCCUCAGACGACAGUAAGCGGCCUCCUAAAGCUCCGACCAUUGGCGACUUCCUGUCCCAGGGCAGGACCCCAGGGCAAAGAGGCGAGCGGGGCAGAGGUAGGGGCCGAGGACAGAAACCGAGCUACAGCAUGCACGACAACCGCUGGGAAGGAGAGAAGGAAGAGGAGGACAAUACAAAGAGAGAGGAGAAGACCAAAAAGGAGGAAAAGGAAGGAAAAUCCAAACCUCCCACAGCACAGAAGGUGGAGUCCAAGAACGGAGACGGAGAAGAUGACGACGAAGAAUGGGAGGACGCCAGUGACGGAGACGACGACGAGGGGAGCGACUCGGAGCACGACUCCAGGGGCGAUGAGAAGAAAGACACCGGGAAAGAGAAACCAACCAAGAGCAAAGACAACUCCCGUACGUCUCCCACGCCUCGUUCCCGACGGACGUCGGCAGGAAGCCCCAAAGAGCAGCGGCCCCCCAGGCCCAAGAUCCACAUCCCCCCACCGUCAGCAGUUCAGGAGUCACCAGAGGGAGGCAAGCCCCUCAGCCCUUUCUACCCGCUGGACGGCCACCAGCCUGUGUCAGACUGGGGGGAGGAGAUGGAGAUGCUGUCGCCCCGGAGCAGCAUGGAAGGCGAGAGCCCACUGAAACCCCCCAGCGUUGAGGCCAGCCCCCCCCAGAAGAAGGAGCAGGAGCUGGAGGAGGAGACAGAGAGCCAAGCUGCCGGCUCCGGUGAACCCACUGAGCCACAGAAAGAGGAGGAAGCAGCCAUAGAUAUUUCCUCUCCUUCAGAAAAGACUAAAGCCCAGCAGACCGUGAUAGUGUCAGAACCAGAGUCCGUCCCCACAGAGUCCCCCACCGCACCGCCAUCUGACCCCGCCCCCUGUGAGGUUUCUGACCCCGCCCCCUGUGAGGUUUCUGACCCCGCCCCCUGUGAGGCUUCUGACCCCGCCCCCUGUGAGGUUUCUGACCCCGCCCCCUGUGAGGUUUCUGACCCCGCCCCCUGUGAGGCUUCUGACCCCGCCCCCUGUGAGGUUGCUGUGUCGAAUGACCAGGAUGCACCUGCUGCCCCAUCACAAGAAGACCAACUGGUCACCCCUCCUCCGUCUCCAGCCGUCCUGGAGGCUGACCAGAGCGCCUCUGAACCAGCAGGAGGGAAAGAUGACCACCCGGCGCCCGCUGCUCCGACCGACGCUGCUCCGACCGACGCUGCUCCGACCGACGCUGCUCCGUCCGACGCUGCUCCGACCGACGCUGCUCCGACCGACGCUGCUCCGACCGACGCUGCUCCGACCGACGCUGCUCCGACCGACGCUGCUCCGACAGCAGAGCCAGUGGAGUCGUCGGAGCAGACGUCCUCAGGCUGAAGCUGCUGGGAACAAACGGACUCACUUCUGAGGCGGAUGGAAACAUGAGACGGACUGUGCCGCCGCCGUGGACGGACCUCUCUCUCUCUCACUCUCUCUCAGCUGUUUCUUUUGGAUCAGUGGGUCUGAUCACCUCUGGGCCGCCGCCAUGCUUUGUCUCUCUCUGUUAAGUAUUAAGAUACGAAGAGUGAAAUCGGCGUCAGUCGCUGGUUUUCAAAAUGUUUUGUUCUCACCGUGGAGUCUCAAGGUUUUCUGGGCUGGUAAAAUGAACGGAGCGUCAUUUGAUUUUGUCCAAAAGACCACACGUGUAGAUAUGUUUUCACCGAUCGUUUAAGAAAAAUGACACCCUCGAAAACUUCACAGAAGUCGGCGACAAGCCAAAUCUCCCCCCUUUUUCUUUUUUUUUUCUUUGUUUUAGGUGAUGAUAACAAUUGUGGUUUGCAGCACUGACAUGUUGUAGGCUGAUCCAUUUUCAUGCACAGUCUUUUGCCCAUUGAUAACACCCCUAAACCAGGCAGAUGCUUGCUGAGCCGGGCCGGUCCACGCUGAAUGAAGCAGGAUAUGCGGGCAGGUUUUGUACUGUAUGUAGAAAACUCACAACACCAAGCCCUACCUGACCUGAGAUCAUUAUAUAGAAGCUUUCAGAGGACCAGUUUGGAGGUCCACAUGUUUUUCUUUUAAACAUACCGCUCAGCUGUCUCAGGAACAGAACAGAUGUGGCUCAUUUCUGUGUUUUGUCUUGAAAAUAAUCCCUUCAUUAACGAUUGAUUGGAUUAAUUCAGCCUCUUAACUAGUGCCAGCUUAACGAGUUAACCAUAGCAUGUGGCGACCUUCUGUCUUGUUGUAAACACGGAUAACGUAUUUAAUAGAAGCCUGUGUUAAUAGCUGCUACUACUGUAGGUAUAUUUUUAAAGAGUACUCCACCGAUUUAGCGCUGAACGCCAAUAACGUUACCCACAAUGCAAUUUGACCACCGACAAGAGGUAUCCCAGAUUAUCAGAUUUUGUGCAGCUCCCCCCGGAGCAAAGAAAAGGCUUUAUAAAGCUUUUUUUUUUCCACAUCCCCAACAUCUGUAAACAGACUUUUGAUGUGUAAUAUCGGAGGAAUACCUUUUUUUAUAUUGAUUGCGUUGCCAGUUUUUGUCUGUUGGUUACAAGUCCCAGUGUUGGAUUAGAGACUAAAACAAGACCACAAAACAAUCGCCUCUCGUUGCAGUUGCGCUGAUCUUUUUGUUGCAACUUCAAAGCUUCGGCUGUGAGUGAUUUCCAUCUUGUGACUGUUUCAAAUCUCAGUGAUCACCAUUAGGUUGCAUUCACACCAAAUCAGGCAUUGCUGCGAAAACGCCAGUCCUCUCAUUCAUUUGAAUGUGGGUAGUGCAAGGGAUUUUGUUUUUAAAAUACGUGCAGGGGCAAAAGUUGAAACGGAAUGAAUUUUAUGGAGAAACGCAGCCCGACGUCUCGCUGCAGUGGCCAAUCACGUAACCCGCGAUCAAAUAAAAACCCAAUGGAGUGUUACGUUAUUAUGUGUAGUCACUCAAUUUGGCCUAAUGCACCAGUUUAAACCUAACAUAAUGAAAGACCUCACAUCCUGGCUAGCUAUCGAAAGUAGAUGUUUUCUUAAUUUGUCGAUGCGGACAGACAAUCACUCGUAGGAACCAGCAUACUAGCAGCAUAACUAAAUUCCACUGUAGCACCUAGGAAACAGUGUUCAUGAUGCAGAGAUGGGACUCCAGCCUACAGCCUGCAUUGCUCUUUGGUUUUAUUUUGUGGAUUUUACUUAUUGGGACAUGGAAAUAGUUUUUAUAUCCGACCCACUGACACUCUUAUAUUUUUACUUCUAAAGACAUCUGGACACACUAAAGAUCUUUCAAAAAUAAGAAUCUUCAGCCCUACCGUUUACAUGAGCUUCGCAGCAGGUAUAUCGUGAUGUUUUAAGUGUAAUUUAUUUUUUAUGUUUUGCAUCAGAGCCAGCUGUGCAGGCCUGCUGUUGUUGAAUAACCGACUUCAAUGAGCAGCCAUUCAUCUGAGAUGUUCUCACCCAGAUUAACUGAUUAAGAUGUGUUGCUUGAGGGCACUUCGCUACAACAUCCCCCUCGUCUCAAAUCCAUCAAAAUACCUAUUAUGUACUUAGAGGCGGCGGUCCAUUUGCUGUUUUUAAAUUAUUUAAUUCACAAUCAUGAUUACUAAAAAGAUGUGACUUUGAUUUUCUCUGACGCAGACUGCGCUGUCAUUUUGUGAAUCCAUACUUCUAGAGAGAAAUCUUUUCAUAUCCGUCUGGGAAGAGUUCCCCUCUCUAUAGGGGACACACUGCCUUUUUAAUUGUUUUUAAAAUCAAGGAUCUCGCUUUACGUUAUGAGUGUUAUUGGCUUUACGUUAAAUAUAUAUAUUUUUGUUUAACAGCCAUGUUUUGAGGACAUAACUGUCUCUUAUUUAGAAAGAAAGAGCCGUUUUAUUUUGGUAUGAAAGCCUUCACUCAUACCUCAGCAGAUCAAGGGCUUUUGGUUUGGUUUGUUUUUGAGUGUGUGCUUGGUUUCCGCAAAGUCUUUGAAUCAUGCCUGUGGACGCUGGGAUAAAUGGGUUGCUUUAAUGUUUUUGUGUUCUGUAUCAGAGGAAUAGAAAUUAUGCAUUUGGAUCGAAAGGAACGGCAAUAUGUACAGUUUGUAAAUGGAAAUGAACAUUCCACCUUUGGGGCAAAAUGUAGCCUGUGAGCUAUAAAACCGUUUUGCAUAUGGAUAUUUGUUUUUCUGAGCUUCGAUGACUGAUUGUAACUUAGGCAGGAGAAAUUUCAACGUGUUAAUCUAUUUCUACAACGUCUUCCUGUUUGAUACAUGAAAUUGUUUUAAGAACUAACAAGGUUGCGGUUUUCAGAAAGAUUAUCAGGACUAGCAUGAAUCCAAAAUUUUAGCUUUUUAAUGUUAUCAAAGCCAUCAAUUAAAUAAAUGUCCCCAACAUCACAUCAGAGAGAGCUGUAAUGUUUGUACCCACAGGAAAUGUAAAGCACGCAGUUGCUUUUAGCAGUUUUUGUUUCUCUUAUUUAGCCAAUAAAUGUAUUUCUCUGAU
Molecule: messenger RNA, 6176 nt
Organism: Perca fluviatilis (European perch)
Lineage: Eukaryota; Metazoa; Chordata; Actinopteri; Perciformes; Percidae
Gene: ccdc9
Product: coiled-coil domain containing 9
Source: RefSeq, a predicted model, not a curated record